AUGACUAAUAAUAAAGAAUUAAAAUUUUCUAUUGAUAAAAUUUUAAGCGAUGACUUUGGUGGUGGUAAAAAAGCAAAAAAUACUAUGACAAAUGUUACGGUAGAAUUGGAAAAUAGUGAAUUAUGGAAAAAAUUUUAUGAAUUAGGAACUGAAAUGAUUGUUACAAAAAGUGGACGUAGAAUGUUCCCUGUUUUACAAAUUAAAAUUAAAGGAUUAGAGAUUAAAAAGAAAUAUUCAUUGUCGUUGAAAUUUUUUUUAAUGUCAACAAAAAAGUAUCGGUAUAGUUUCCAUCAAUCAAAAUGGGUAACUUGUGGUGUUGGUGAAGAGAAUGUUGGAAGUAAAAUAUUUAUUCACCCCGACAGUCCAUCCUCUGGUAAUUAUUGGAUGAAACAUAUAAUUUCUUUUGAAAAAUUAAAAUUAACAAAUAAUGUAUUUGAUAGAAAUGGACAUAUAGUUGUUAAUUCUAUGCAAAAAUAUAAUGUACUAUUUACAAUAAUAGCACAUCAUGAUGAUAAUAAUUUUCAUGAAAUAGAAGAAAAACAUUUUUCAUUUAAAGAAACAGAGUUUAUGGCUGUUACAGCUUAUCAAAAUCAUCAGAUAACUCAACUUAAAAUAGAAAGAAACCCAUUUGCAAAGGGUUUUCGAGAAAUAGAAAGUGAAUUAUUUAUUAAAAAAGAUAUUUUAGAUUUAUUUUAA
This is a messenger RNA of Strongyloides ratti, 696 nucleotides long. Its product is annotated as T-box transcription factor TBX1. Gene Ontology annotation, biological process: positive regulation of DNA-templated transcription; cell fate specification; regulation of transcription by RNA polymerase II. Gene Ontology annotation, molecular function: RNA polymerase II cis-regulatory region sequence-specific DNA binding; DNA-binding transcription factor activity, RNA polymerase II-specific. The transcript has 3 exons. The record is from RefSeq and is a predicted model, not a curated record. The coding region runs from base 1 to 696 and encodes 231 amino acids. Gene Ontology annotation, cellular component: nucleus. Lineage: Eukaryota; Metazoa; Nematoda; Chromadorea; Rhabditida; Strongyloididae.